AAAACAAUAUUAAAAUAUUCUCAAUAAGCCAUCUGAACACAAAUAUCAUUCUCAGUUCAUAUUGUGGUAUGUAAUGAUGAACAAUAAACUUUAGAACAUUAAUUUGAACUAAUUGAAUACAAUCAAUAGGUAAGUGAACGACACAUAUUUUUUUUAUUUUUAUAUUUUAUUUUCUUAAAUAAUACUGAAUAAGUAUAAGUGAAAGUACCUGGGUAUAUAAGUUUAUAAACGCUAUAAAUAAUAGCUACUUUUAAUUAAUGUUUAAUUUUAGGUAGGUACGAACAUUAUAAAUUAUUAACCAUUAUGAAUACCAACACAAAAAAAAAAAAAACACAAAUUUAAAAAAACAAAUUAAAUAUGUAUAGGUUACCUUACACAUAUAUCAGUAUUGCUUCUACUUUUUUUAAGUGAAUCAAAGUAAACUAAAUUAUUCCAAAUUCUACCAAGAAUAACAUUUUUUAUUAAAUUAUUUUGGGAGGACUUUUGAUUUUCAAUUAGCAACGUAUAUUACAAAUUCUAUAAAUAGAUGACAUUUUAGUUUAAAUAAACUAAAACUUCAUCUAAAUUAAUUAUUUUUAACAAUAAUCAAUCAUUUUCAUCAUUAAUCUCAAUUAUAAAUGUCUGCCAACCUGUUUACUACACAUCCCAUUUUUAAGUAUAGCUAGCUAAGAUGAAAGCAGUGAAGAGCUAUUUUCAAAGGUUUUACACCGCGGAGUCACACAAAUUAUGCUCCACUACUCUACCACUACCCAAAAUUAAAAAUGGAAUACCUUGUUAAUAGGUGGAUAAAAAUUAAAAAUGUCAACACCAAAAUCAAUGUACACUAAAACUUCACCUAUUAAUGGAAUUUUUAAUUUAGGUUAAAAACCAAAGGUGAAUAGUGUUUCAUCCCCAAAAAUGAGGGUGGCAAUAAAUAACGUUAAUAUAGCAUUUUAAAACUACCUAUUUGUUUCUUAAAUUGUCUGGAAAAAAAAAAUCUAAACUAAGUUAAAAUUUUCAGAGAUAAUAAGUGUAGAGGAUUGAUCACUGUGUACAAUAGGUAUAUUAACUAACAAGAUGAGCAAUUAUUUAAAUUUGUACGCAGUAUACUCAAUAAUCAUUAUUAGACCAGACAAUUUAAUGUAAAAUCAGUUUCAUUAAUUAAUAAUUAAUACUUAAUUGAUUUUAGAUUAAAAUUAUUGUUUAUACUAGAAACAUUAUUAUUUGUUUAGAGAAAAACUUUAAAGAGUUAUAAAACUACAAAUUGUAUCUAUAAUAAAGUAGAUGACUUAACAAUUGCAAAUGUAAUAGGUAACUACUCUUAAAAAUUGCAAGUGUAAAAAAAAACAGUGUAAUAAAUAAAAUGUACAAAAAAAAUCUUUAACAAUAUAAAAAUACAGCCGUUGUUAGGAAAAUAUGAAUGAAAAUUAAUAACAAUAAAAAUAUUAAAUAAUUGUAGUUAUACAACAUGUAUAAUUAAAACACAAAUAGAUUUUCUACAUUUAUAAAGUUUAAAUUAAAAUAUAAAGGUUGAUUCGUAAUCACGUUGAUUGUUUUCAUCGACUAUUAUAAUUAUCAUAAAUUAAAUUAACAGCUACACAGUAACAUAAUUUAUUUAUAACCUAUUGUUGUAGGUGGGACUUUGGUAAGGUAGAGAGGAAAUUUAAUGUAUAUUUGUACACAAAGAUUAAUCAUUGCUAACGAAAAAUACUGGUGGUUAUACAUGUUUUGAAAAAUUAUAAUAUUAACGGUUUGAAAAUAAUAUAUUUUGUAAAUUUUCCCUUUUUUUCACAUUUACUAUGAAAGCCCAGGAUUGUAACGAAUAAUACAAUAAAGUAUAAAACAUACAGUAUAAAACUAUUAGGUCCGUUUUCACAAUGUCCAGUUAAGUUUCAGUUAGCGCUAACCGGAAGUUAAAUUGAAAUUUAACCGACAGUUGGUUCUUACAUAGAUAGGUUAGGGAAAAAGUCUCCGGUUACCAGAGGUUUUACAGUAGGAUUUUUAACAAACGUAAUUCUGCAGGUUAUCCUCCAGUUAAGCUAAAAUCUCUCGUUACCAAUAGGUACUUAUUAAUACUUUUUAUGAUUACUGUUACUACUAAUAAUUUAUUCUGUACUACUAAUUUUGUGUUUUGAGUAUAUCUUGAGUUUAUCCAUAAAGUGUAUACAUUUCUGUUAGAAUUAUGACAAGAGCAAUAUGUCAGUAUAUAACUGCAAUUUAAUGGAAAGUGAUUCUUAAGACUACAAAAAUGAAAUUUCAGAAUUGAAUAUUGCAAUUAGGAAACAGAAAAUUUUAAGAGAACACAAUAACUACCUAAAAUUAUUAUUGGUUUUGCAGCCAACUCGACCAACAUACUCCAAUUGACCCCACUCCCAUUUUUAAAUUGUGAUUUUAGUAUUUUAAUUUGGUUUUUAGAUAUUAUUAAAUUAUUUAUUUUUAUGAAUUACCUUAGUUACACGGAUAGAUAUGAAAAAAAAAGUUUGGUCAAAAUAUAUCUAUGGUAAUUAUAUAAAUAAAAAUAAUUCUAAAGAUCUAUGUGCCAUAUUAUUUUAUGCAACAAAAUGUAAUGUUAGUAUUGAUGUUUUUUUUAAAUUGUCAUUGAAGAUAAAAAAAAUAUGUAGGCCUUUUUUAAAAAUUCAGUACAUUAAAUUAAAAAAAUGAAAGGCUGGCAUUUUUUUAUUUUUAUAGGCCAUCAUCAUCUACAACGAUUCAUUCCUCUUUCAAUCAUAGAUACCAUCCCCACAUACCUACAAUAAGUUAGUUAUUUUUAAUACUACAAUUCACUAGAAAUACAUAGCAAAACAACCUUCUAUUUUUUUUUUUUUUUGCGAUUUUGGUAUUUUUGCUUAUAUAUAUACAUACACCAAAUAAUUUAGCUAAAAAAAAAAUAAUAAAAAAAUGGCACGGGGAAUGCUGGGCAGGACAACUUUACAAUCAUUCUCAAGUUUUUCCUGAUAAUAUAUGGAAGUACAAUUCUACCUUUCAUAAAGAAAUGUUAUAACAAAAAACUAAACACAAGUCAAUCAAUCAAUUUCAUGGAAAAUUCCUGGCAAAGUAAAAAAUUAACUAUAGAAGAAAAAAUGUAUAAGUAUAUCAAUCAUUGGGACAAACAAUAAUUUAAUUUAACUAAUACAAUUUGGUUAUAAAUCUAGUUUAACACUCCCCCUCGAAUUUUUUUUUUUCCGGAAACAUGUAUUUCAACAUUUUAUAACUUAUGGUGCCAAAAGUGUUUAACUGAAAUCAUUAAUUUUAGAGUUAUUGUUGAUUUUCGGUGUUUUACACAUAUUCAAAAGCAGACUAUACUAAACGAACUACCUACAAGUCACCUGUUACCUACCAGAUGUGGUUUUGCACAACAAAUCGAGUUAUCUUCGAUUAAAAUUAUCCGAGUGAGUGCAGUGAGUACAUUCGGUCUCUUAAUCCGCCUAUAAUGCUAUUUCACUUUUCCCUGUUAUACUAAACUUAACCCGACUGGACGUGGUUUUGUAAUUUCAAAAAUACGAUAAUACCAUAUAUUUUUCUACGUUCCAAAAAAAAUCCGAAAUUUCGAGGGAGUGCGAAACUAGACCUUGAUUUUCAAUAAUUAAUUUUACACGAUCAUAGUUACAACGUUGGUUCACUUUGAUUUCAAAAACAAAUAUUGAAAACUUCGUUAUAAGCACUGUAAACUAUAGAGUUAUGCACAUGCGUUAACACCGAAAAUCGUGAACUUCGUAAAUAACUAAAGCAGUAACUUUAAAAUCAAUGGUUUCCUCAAAAAACUUUUGGCACCAUAAUUUUAAUAACGUUGAAAUACAUGUUUCCGAAAAAAAUUUAAAACUUCGAAGGGGUGCUUAAAUAGAUUUGUUCCAAUAAAUGUGCUAUAGUUGAGGUUAGGUGUUUUAUAGGAAAUACAUUAUAGGCACAACAAAAGAUUUCCUAAACCGAUUGGCAUGUCAUUCUACUCACCCUUUUCAAAUGGUCGCCUGGCAGUAAAUUUCGGUUCAGACAUGUCCUUCCCAUCUACAUCGUCAUCCUUAUCGACAAUCUUUUCGUUUGGGUCGAUAUUUUCGACCGGCACUUCUUUGGACCGGAUAACCUUCUUGGCUGCAACCUUUCGUUUAGGUGGCAUAAUGGUUAUAUGGUUAUGAUAAAUACGAUGAAAAAUCAAAACGUGUACAAUCCGGAAUAUAAUCACUAGGUACCUGUAGGUAACAAAAAAAAAACAAAACUAAAUUACAAUGUUGAAAUUAUCUAGAAGCAGUUAUUGUCAUUGUUAUUAAUGUAGUGGCGUCGGUAUAGCAUACCUAUGAGAACGUUAAAACGGGGAAACAAGUGAUAGAUCGAUAGCAAAAUGAACUGGAAAAGUUCAGAGGAAAACUGAAGCACACGAAAACGGGCACGCAGCAGCCAUCAACGAGCUACGGGCACGUCAGUAGCCAUUUUGAAUCGCAAGUCAAACCAACGGUCAACGGAGGAUUACGUAGGACGCGGGGGUCGGGAACGGUAUGCGGAAAGCGAACUGGUACCAAUACAGCGCUACCACCCCAAAAACCCGUGACGGUAGAAAAAAUCGGUUGCGACAACUUUCGUGGGAUAUUUCAAAUUAUUUACUUACACAAUAGUGUUAAAAUUUCCCCGCGUUUAAAAAUUCAAUUGGAACAUUAGUUGUCGAGAAAUUCAAUAAUUCUAAAACUAUUAUUUUCGGUAGGUAAGUGAUGUUCGUUUAUUAUCCAAUGGAAUAAUUAUUACCUCGUAUCCGACGCACCUGAUGUAUUUGUUCAGUUUGUUAUUCUCGACUAUGUAAAAUAUAAUUGGUAAAGCCGUAUAUACGGUUAUAAAUAGAAUAUCCGACCAUUAUUUAUUUCGUAUUUUAUAUUAUAAAAAAAAAAUAUGAUAAAAUAUAAUAUAUUAAAACAUAUUAUCGCUGUUAUCGCAUAUUAUCGGAUUUAUUUUGAUACUUUUAAAAAAUAUUCAUGGACAACGGUCCAAAAGGAAUAUAUUAUGUUAGAGAGUCUAUAGGUCAGUAGGUAUAUUAUAUUUUUAUAUAGGCUCUCUAGUUAUAGGUACUCGUAUACAGUUUAGAACCUAGGAUAAUAAUGCCGAUACUAUCAUACUGGUACAGUGAUACGUAUACCUACGGUACAAUAGUAUUGCAAAUUUACGUAUUUUACUUUUUAAGGGGAUUGGAAGCGACGAGUUUCUGUCUUUGUCUUACACACGUGAGAUAUAGGGAUUUAUAUAGACAAGUUUUAUUUCCAACAUACCAAUUAGUUUAGUGAAGCGAUAAGAAUUUUGGAAAUAGAUUUGAAUUUAUCGUGAAAUCUUCUUGAGAUCGACUUUCUCAUUUUUUUAAUUUAUCUCCUUAAAUUCUAAAAAAGCCAUACUGAUAAAAGAGUAAUUAAAAAAUGGAAUAUUUUAAUUUUUUGAGAAAAUAAAAUCAAAAGUCAAAAAAGUGGGAAAGUCAAUCUCUAAUAGACUUCACGACAAAUUAUUCAAAUCUGCUCUCAGAAUUCUUAUCGCUUCACUAGAUCAAUCGGUACGUUGGAAAUAAAACACGUCUAAAUCCUUAUAUUUCACGUUUAUAAGACAAAUACAGAAACUCGUCGCUUCCUAACCCCCGUUUGUUAAUAAUUUUACUCAUCGUUUUGAAUUACCCUCAUUAUUAUAUAAGGGCCAGAUCCAGAACAAGAUAAUAAGGGAGGAGGGCGAUUUGGAAAAUUGCAUAUUAUAUAUUAGACAAACGUUCGAUUACAUUAAUUUAUUAAUAUUUUUAAUUUUUGAUAGAGAAAUGUCGUUUACAGACAGAGUAAAAAAAACCAACAUGCUUAUCGCUAUUAUCCCCCGAAUCUAAGAUUUGUAUUAUUUUGUAAUAUUACAUAUUUGUACAUUGUUGAGCCAAGCCUAUACUCAUGUUAUUGAAUCGAUAUAAAUAUAUAAUUAUGAAUUUAAAAAACUUGUUUAUAUAUACGCACACCUAAUUUACCUAUAUUAUGUUAUAUGGUCCGAUUACUCCGAUUUAAUUUAAUAAUUUGAAUGAUUCGUAUAUUAUUAUACUAAAAGACAAAUUUAUCAUUUAUUUAUAAUAUUAUAAAACAAAAGCAAAAUAAACAAUUAAACGUUCUAAUAUAGAUUUCUACGCCACUGCAAGUCUACAGUAUACGUAUUAUUUAUUACAUAAGAUAUACUUUUUUAUGUCGUUUAAUAUUGACUUUUAGUUGAAAUACUUGAAACAAAUACCUACUUAACAUAGUUUUUACCUUAAAAUAUCAAUAAUAAUUUAUCAUUUAAUUAUAUUAAAUAAAUAUUUACUAUAUACACGGGUGAAUUUAAUUUAUUUUGGACUUUCAAUCGUAUUUUUCAUCAUUCAUAAUUCACGCAUUGUGACUAGGUACCUGCCAAAUUGAUUGACUUGUGUCAAAUUACUAUUGAAAUUUGACAACGUUGAACGUUUACAAUAUUUACUUGUAUGUAGAUCAAUAAUUCAUGAUAAUAUUAUAAUUUUCAUAUGCUGAUAACAAUAGAUCUCGCGACGAUAAAGUUGAUGUUAAAGCUUGAAGAGGACAAAAUAAACAAAACAAAUAUAAUAAUAUUAUAAUUAUACUGUUGACUGAUUGGUCAUCGACUCAUUCAUCAGUAUAUUUUUUUGCGUUUUAUCAUAAAUGUUAAUAGUAGAUAUUAAUAUUAUAAACGAAUUAUUAUUAUUUCUAUAUUGCUUCUCGUCGGCUGUGUCCAAUUUUACCUAUUCCAAAAUUGUUUUAUAUAUACUUAUAAAACAUUUUAUUCUAUUAAAUUAAUUACUACUUAUGUAUACUAUAUUAUGAUUAAAUAAAAGAUAAUCACAACAGAUCUCAUAAUUUAAUACUAUUUUGUACCUACGUCUGAUCCAUGGCCGUCCUUAGGGAGUAUAUGGGAGGAGGCAGAGUAUGUCAAGGCCCAAGGCCCAGGCGUCGUGUUCAGAAACAAAAAAUACGAAUUAUAAUAUAUUUUAAAUUAUAUACAUAAUAAGAAAAUUAUAUCAUUUCAUAGCAUUUUAAAUUUGAAUAAAAAUCAUUUUAGGACAACAACGACUAUUUGAUUAGACUUAUUGACUAUGAUUUCUAAUAAAAGUGAUUCAUGUGAAUGUUUAGGUCAGGGUGACAUAAUUUAUAGGUAUUUUGAAAGUUAAAUCACAAAACUUACAAAUAUGUUUAAUCGUGAACUUCUUUCUGAAUCAUUUUUCGUUAGCAAUGAAUAAUGAUGUGUCAUUGCGCACAGAUAUAAUAUAUUAAAUUACCUACUCUGUACAUGACGACAACUAAAAUCAUCAAUAUUUUAAGAAAACUAAAAACGAUGAAAUGAAACAUUCUUGCUUUUAUUUUAAAGUUGAUCAAACUAUACCUGGAUUAAAUGUUUGAUUUAGUCCCGGUUUUACUAUUCUAUGUUUUAUCUGAAGAAUAGGUAUUCUGAGUAUAAAGUUAUACUACAAAUUAUCUAGAGUAUAGAAUAUUUUGGUUUUAUAAAGUAAUAAAUUCUCUAGAUAAAAAUUCUCUGGAUAGCUUUGUGAUAUGAAUUAUGUGUGAAAUAAAGAAAAAUUAUUGUUUACAUUUUUCAAUCACCAACAAAAGGGUCACUUCAAAGUUUAUAGUGAAAAUGUCUAUAAUUUUUUUCUUGUGUGACCGUGAUGGAGGGGAGAGUGGUCAGAUUGUGGGGUAGUUAGCCAUACCCAACUCAGAAGUCUGUGCACGCCUAUGAAUUAAGUAUUUUAUAAUAUUUACGAUAUUCAAAUACUCUUUGGUAAAUACUAGUAGAUCAAAUAUACUAGUACCAUAUGUAGCUCCAUGGCCGGUCAUUGUGAAGUACUGUAGUUUGAUCUAAUUUGUUUUCAUCACUGUCCACGACAAGUGUAAUAUAAUAAAAUACUAUAUUUAAAUCAUUUCUAAGUUUUCAAAUUUCUAUUUAAAUAAUCUUUAUGUUUAAUAUUCUAUACUAUUGGAAAUUGUUCGUGUAGUUUGAGAAAUUUGAAAAUAUCAACAUUGUUCCACUUUACUUUAAAAUCAUCAUCGUGCAUUUGUUUGUUAUUAUUAUUAUUAACAGAAACAAUAAAAUAUAAUAAAUAAUUAAAAACUUAAUGUUAUUAUAAUAUAAUUGAAUAUUCAGUGUCAUUUAUAACAAUCCCACUGCCGGAGAAAUACAAGUUUUAUACCAGGUCAAAAUGAACAACUAUAGUUGUUGUCCAUUUACAAGAUACUAUUUUUACUCCCAUCUGUUAAAAUAGCACGCCAGUGGGUCAAAACGUUGAAAUAUUUCAACUUUACUAGCACACUAGACGAUGCUUUUUUACUGAUAAGUUAGUGAAAUAGCUCAUUACUUGAACUAUAUGUAUAUCCACGAUACCUAUGUAAUAAAUUGUAUUAAUAAGAAAUAUAAUAUCAUAUAAUAAUAAAUGUAUAUGAUUGGAAAUUCCUAUGCUCUAAAAACCCAAAAUAAAUGAGGUUUUAUAUAAAUGAGAACAGAAUAUAAAAUAUAUUUUAACGGUUGUGUGCCUAUGGAGUGUGGACGGCGUAUAGUCGCCGAGCAGCACUAUAAUAAUAUUAUUUUAGUCCACGGUCGAAAAGAUAUUUGGGAAAAAUUGACGAUAAGGCGAUAGGUGAUAUGAUAUUAUUUUGAUUGUGAGUUCGUAAACUUUGACAUACUGCACAGGAGACGAGACAUAACUAUAAUUUAAGUUUUCGAAUUCUUAUAGUCAUAAAUAAUAACGUUAUCGUUGAUCUCACAGCGAGUAGGUUUGUGCAUUUAUCAACCGAUUUGGAAAAUGAAAAAUAAAUACCAAUGGCAUACAAUAUUAAUAUCGUUUGAUUUUACUUCUUGUCGAAAACUGCUAAUAGUUUUUAGAGAGGGAAGCACUUAAAAUUAAAAGACAAUCCCUAACAACCCUAAAAUUGUCUACCAAAACAAAACAAAAUAGUACCUAUGGAUAUUAUUAGAAUUAAGAUUCUAUCAUUUAUUCACGAUUCUUAUUUGCUACAUACCCUCCCAUUGAAAUUUCCUGGGCACGCCACUGCCUGUUACUUAAUUUUAAUAAGUGUUAUUGAUUAAUAUUUUUAAAAUUAAAACACAUUUAUAAUAAUUUAUCAUGUUCAAGAAGUUUUUGCUAAUUAUUAACAUAGGUUAUUUAUAAUAAUAAUAGUUCUUAAUUCUCAUAGUUAUAACUUAUAACAUAAAAUCUAAAGUAAAAGGUACUAAUUUAUUGAUAUCUAUUGGUAUUCAUUAGUCUAUUAAAUGAUAAUAAAAAUAUAAAUAAGUAUAUAUAACUAAAAAAAUAGAAUAUUAUUACGAAGAAACAAAAAUUAACAUUGAUAAGGUUAAUACCCAUAUUUCUUACCUAACAUAUUUUGUGUAGAUAAAUAAGCUAUAAUAAAUAAUCGCCAAUGAUAAUAAAUCUAAAAGAAAAUAUAAAAUAUAUGACUGUAAUGUGAAUAAUUGUGCAACCUAUACAUAAAUUCAAAUUUCAAAAUUAUAGAAAUAUAAGAUCGGUGGUAAAUUGAUUUUCUUUUAGGGAGGGAGUAUAAGGUUGAUUUUGUUAACAUUUUCUAGUAACUAUUAUUAUUUAUGUAUAAAAUAUGUAUAUAUUUUUUUUUUAUAAAUAAAUAGGUAAUGUUAUUUAUAUUAUUAUAAAUAUUAAAGGAAACAGCGUCGUGGAGAAAUGUAUUCCCUUACACUCCCCUCCAUUUUACCACCCCUAAAUUAUUUUCAUAGAUAAUUUAUUAUCUAUGAUUAUAUUAUUCAAAUUCUGGUGUGCCUGGGUAGGUACCUGCUUUUAUUGUAUCAAUAAGUUAACCUUUCACCUACCUAUUUAUCAUAAUGUAUUUUGUUAUGCAAUUUUUGUAAAUCGGGCUCCACCCCGUUAUCUUAAUAAAUAACUAAAUAAAUAAUUUAAUAAAUAAAUAAAAAAUAUACAUAGGUAUACAGUGUGUUAUUCUAUUUAGUCAAUAAUAUUAAAUCAAUUAAAGUCAAUUCAAUGAAGUAGAAGUAGAAGUAUACUAAUAAAUAGUUAUAUUAUGAAAUAUAAUAGGUACCUAAUAAUAAUAACAUUCAAGUUGAAAGUAUAAUAUUAUAGUUUGCAAUUUAAAUAAAUAACAGUAUACCUACUUAGGUAAAUUAAAGUUUAGUUUUUAAGUAGAUACCUAAAUAGUAUUUUUAGUUAAAUAUUUAAAAAAUUAUUAAUAUUAUUGAUAUAAUAUAUACCAUAAUAUUCAAUUUUAGCUGUGUAAUUUCUGAAUAAUAUACAUUAUAUUAUAAUAUUUUGGUUAUAAUUUACAUACUUAUAGUUUAUUUUAAUUUUUUUUGAAAACCUACUGAACACCGUAUGACGUGAAGACACUUCGCUUUGCGAUAUUUUUUUUGUAAUCUAAAAUUCUAAAUGACCUAUUGCUUUCUAACGAUUUCUUGAUAAUUAUAUUUUCUGGUAAUAUUCAAGUUUCUAUAUUAUACCUAUUUCGAAUCGCGUACCUAUUGUACUUAAUACGGGUAACACAUAAAGUCAUAAACAUUAUUAUUAUAUACCUCUAACGGAGUAAACAUAUAUUUUUGUUUGAAUUGUAAUCAGCAUACUGCAACAUACUAUUAUUAUAAUAAUUAAUUAUACAAACAAAGUAAUAAUAAUAUUAUUAUAAUAUUAAAAUGUCUGCAGAUAAUAACGCCGUAUCACUUCAGGUCCCCACUGCCACUAUAAUAUUAUACGGUAAUAUCGAGUCAUCAUAAUAAUAAUAAUUAUUAUUUAUUACCUACACUCAUUUAUUUACUAUAUUAGUUAAGUACCUACCAAGUCAAUGCAUAACAAAAAAAAUAUAAUAUCGUCAAUUCUGUUAUAAUAAGUAAAAUCUAUCGCUUCAUUUGUAAUAUUGUAAACUUUUACGGGUAUGUGAUAUUAUAUUAUUAUUAUAAAUAUUAUGUGUCCAAAAACGUAUAAAAACAUUAUACACGUUAUAGAAGUGAACAGAAAAAAGAAACCGAACCGUCAAACAUGCAGAGGGCAUCGGCUAUUACGACACUGGUUUUGAUUGCUAGCGUUGCGUUUACAUAUGCUGCAGGUAAAUUUGAACAGAAGUUGAUUAUAUAAUUAUCUAUACACGCGAAUCGCAUGCAAAUUUAAACAUUUUGUUUUUCGUUUUCCUGUAGACCUUUCGCCCGCGGUGAACUGGUCUUCAGACGAUGACGCGUUACCGGAAGUGUUACCGAAAAAAAUGAGUGGCAAAACUGACGAUGAAAUUCAAAAAGCUCUUUUUCAAGCGUACGAAAACCAGCUGAAAGUGAUUUCCGAGUACAGUGGACACGUGUUGGAUCCAGAAUUUCCUUACGGGCAAUUCAAAGAUGAGAUGCCCGUAACGAAUGCGAGGACUUCUAACUCACAGUCUGAUAUUACGUUUUACAAUAACAACAUUAGAGGGUUUGUCGGUUACAACAAGAACAGUAUAAACAUUAAAUGGGUUCCAAAUCAGGUACCCACCAAUAAUUGACUAAUAUUGUAAUUGUCGGUUUAUUUACGCAUUUGUUUAUAUUAAGUAGGUACCAAAUAUAAUAGUCUGUUGCUCAGUUGCACCAACAUUAUCGUUAUUUAUUGAUAAAUUUAGCAGAGCUCGGGUAAGAGUAUUGCUCAGGGGCGUCUUCAGAUCAAUUCCAUGGAGAGAGCGAACAACUUUUACUCUUGAAUACCACCGUUUUGGUCAACAAAAAUUUAAAACUUUUUCGUCUGAUGUCAUUUCAACUUAUAUAAGCUUAGACGACUGUAGAUGUAUUGUACAAAUGCAGUAAAACAGUAUAAUUUAAGAUAAAUUAUUUUUUUUCAUAUUAUUUAAAUAAUAAUUAAAAUAACAUGAAUAUGAAUAACAACAAUUUGAACAAUUUGAACAAUUUGAAAAUUGGUUUUGAACAAUUUAAUUAAAAACGUAACCCUUUUUCUUCAUAAUUUCUUAUCCAAUUUAGACAAUAUGGUCCAUAAACAUAAAAAGAUCACCUACUGACCUGCAUCUAUUUAACAAAAAACAAAAAAAAAAAAAACUAAAUAUCUUAUAUAUAAAUAAUAUGAUGAUGAAAUCCUAAAUUUAAAUUUAUAAAUUGUAUAUUUGUAUGCCUAUUGUUUUUUAAGGUGGUUACGGAAAUAGGAUGGAAAGAAUGGAACAUUAGAGGAAGGUACACGUUUAUGAACUCUUCGUUUUUCGAUCAAGGAAAAUACCUCAUUAAAUUGCAAGAUAUAAAGUAUCUCGCUGGAACUACACUUUCGGAAAAUACCGAGGCUUACCCGUCAACAGUACCGAAAUCUAGUAUUUCGUAUAAAAAUAUUAUAUCGUCGUUUAUCACUAGUGGUUCAUUGGAAAUCUUGAAGAAUAGUGAUUUCCCAAAUAUCAAGUAAAUAUUUUGUAUAAUUAAAUAAAAUAAUCUUCUUUUUCUUUUUUUGACCUUUACAACACCGGAAAUGUUUUCUCCAUAACUCUCCAUCCAUCCACUCUCAUCACCCUAAAGGAUCUAAGGUCCUCUUCAACUACAUCGAUCUAUAAUUCCCUAGGUCUAAUUACCACGAGACUAAUUUCUCUGACAUAUUUUAAUUCUAGCACUGUUCUUAUGGUACACCUGUUGCUUUUCUUAAUACAAACAGUGAUUUUUUUUUUCAUGAACCAACAAUUAUCUCAGAGAAAGUGAAUUUGAUUUUUUUUUUUUAUCAUUGUGGAUGGAAUCAAUUAUUUUUAAUUAUUACCCCUACUCCAUAUACCUUAAAUAAGUAAGCACAUACUUCUAUUUUUCAAAUAGGAACCUCCCUUUUUGGACACAGAUUCGAAUAAAGAAAAAAAGAAAGAUUAAAUUUGUUUUUUUUUCUUUUAAUCGUUGUGAAAUCGUUUAUUUUAAAACAUUUUCACCCCUACUUCAUGCAUAUUAAAUAAAUACAUACUUUUGUUUUUCAAAUUUUAAAUUUAAAUAUUUUGCUUUGACCGUAGGUUUAUCUACUAUAUUUAGAUAAUAUAUGAAAAUAUAGGUUAUAAUACCUGCCUAAUAUUAUUUGUAAAUUAAAAAACAAAAAAAUAAAAAAUAUCGUUUGGUAAAAAAGCGAAUACAAUGGUUACGCAAUCCAUAUUAUAUCUAUACGCGUAUACGUAUUAAAUAUCAAUUCUAUUUCGUUGACAAGUUAUUAUAUUGUAGACCAUAAUAUUUUGGUCCGACGUGAUAUUAUACCAACCGAUUACAACACUAGCGUAAAAAUUUAAAUUUAAUUACACAAUAACGUAUAGGUAUUAAAAUACGGAAAAUGUAAUGUGUAAUGAUUACCUAUAUUGUUUUCAAUAAUUUGUUGGUAGCCACUAGCUACAGGUAUUUAUGAAAUUGGCGAACGGGCAGAAUAUCGCCACGAAACGUUUAAUUUACAAAUUCACCAUGGUUAAUAUUAAUUAAUCGAUUUUUUUCCCAUUGUAUUUAACAUAUUUUAAAACCUGUACAAUGAUAAUGUACACACCUUAAUUAUUAUUAUCAACACCUCCGGUGAUACCUAUAAUAAUAUUUUGAUAGCGUAACUACAAUCUAUUAAACAAUAAUUAAUGAUAAUGUUUAUACAAAUAGAUAUAAUGAGUACCUAUUAUUAUAGGUUUAAUUCGUCCAUACAUACCUAUUUAAUUAAAUUUAUUAGGUGAAUAUUUUAUUUUAAUUAGUUAUGUGUAACAGGUAUUUUAAAUAAUUAUAGACUGCAGGUUGAAUGUACGAUAUAGGUAUAGUCCAAUGAUAAAAAUGUUUUAACGAUCAUAUUAUUGUUAAUAUCGAUAACGUUUAAAAUUAAACGCUAAAAUGCAAUUGAGAACGCUCGGUUGAUUUUUUUUCCAACAUUGGCAUAUUUAAUAAUUUUUAUCGAACUACUGAGCACGAUAUUUGGUCUAGUUUUUUAUUCAAAUAUAUCAGAUGGUCAUAUUUUUUGUAUAAAAUAUAUUCAGGCUAUACCUAACAAAAAUACUUGACACCUGAAAUAACUAGGUAUUGUUCUGUUUAAUAUUUUCUAUUUUUUUUUUUUUUAUAUAUAUAUAAGUAUAUAAUUAAUUAAAACGUAUGCUAGGAUUCCAUUUUUUUUAAAUUGUUAAAUCCGUACUAUUUCAAAGACCACUAAUUUUUAAAUAUAUUUUUGAAAUAAAAUGUUGGUGUUGUAAAUAUUUAUUUUCGAUAAAUCUUUAACUUUCUAUAGUUCGUUGAAAUGUACAAAAAUCAUUAGUACAAUUAUUAUUUUUCAUAGGCAAUUGGUGAAUCGAUUGAUAUUACUUAGUAGUGGCAAUGAAAACAAUUUAAAUUGUUAUAAACUUCAACAAAUUUUAGAAAAUUAACGAUUCAUCAUUAUUAAAUAUUUGUAACACCAAAAUCGUGUUUCAAAAUAUAGUUAAAAAUUGUAUCUUGGAUUUCGUAAAAGUAAAUUAUAAUUUUUAGUUGAAAAAAAUAUAAAAUAAAAGAAUCAUAGAACUCUAAGAACUAUUGAAAAAAAAAAAAAAAAAUUAAAUAUAUUGAACAGAACAGUUAAUGCAUUAGUCAGAUCUUCGGGGUAUACGUUGUACGUACCUAUAUAAUAAUUAUAAUUUAUGGCUAUAAGUAAACAUUUGUAUUGCACAUUAAUUUUAGUUAUAUAUUAUAGUUAUACAUUUAUUGAUUUAUUUACAAUUUUCUAAAAUUGUAUUAUUAAUUCUGUUGUUAUUUUCUAUUACAAUUAUAUUUUCAGAUUAAAAAAUAAUAAAUAAAAACGUUAUUUUUUUAAACCGAGAAGUGCUGACUUGUAACUGUGUCUAUUAGUUGGCCAAAAGUAAUCGUUUAACCAAAAAAAUGUAACGUUCUAUUUCAUUGGAUAACUAAAUAAAUGAUAGGUAUAUAAUAACGUUGCACGUGAAUUCGUUCUCAAUUACUUUAGGUUUUUGGGCCAUCGGUAAGUUCUUUGUCAAUUUUAAGUGUUCUCAAUUGUUGGCCAUUAGGUAUAAUCUUUCGAAAAUUAAAACUACCUACCUAUAAAACAUUUUUUUAAAAAAACUAUAAAAAAAAUAGUAGGUAAAAAUAAUUUUUAUUUAUUACAUUAUAGGUAAUAUUAUAAAUGGGUAAUUUAAAAUCGACAAAAACAAACAAUUUUUAUAAACAUCAUCAUAACAAUAUUAUAAUAGUGAAUAAUACCAUAAUAUAUAAUAUAUGAAUAUAUUUGGUAAUUUAGUCCACCAACUUAUAACCAUUAUAAGCUCAAAUGCGUUUAAGAUUUUAGGGAGUAGAAGUCGUGAUCGUGUCUUCCCACGUCGGCGACUCCCAUUUUGCCGACAAAGAAACCAGUUUUAUAAGGUAUUAAAAAUCUUCCCAUUUCUCCGACACAUAAAUAUAUUAUCAUUUUGAAUUUAAAUAUUAUUGUUGCAAUAAAAUUAUUAUUGCUAAAGAAAUUCCAGCGCCACGAUCGCAGCAUGAGCUAAAGUAAAUAUAUAAAUUCAGUAUUAUCGGAAAUAUAAGAGCUAUUGACAAUAACAAUGUAGGUAAUCAGCGAUCAUAUAGAUGUUCAAAAGAAUUUUUCUCCGGUUUCGUCCGGUUUCGAAUAUUGCUCUUUUACAAUAAACUGUAAUACUAACAAUACAACUAAAUAAUAAAACUUCUUACAUAUUUUUACGAAUUUACUAGUAUAAUCUAUGUAAUAGGUAUGCUCAAAUACAUGGCGCAUAUUACACGCACUUAAAUAUUUCUGUAUUUUUAUUUAUGUCUUUAGAAAUACUCAAUUUAAUGAAUAUAAAAAAAAAUAAUAGAACAAGUUUGGAUCUUUGGGGGGAUAUAUUGAUAUUUUUAGGGGAGCUAAACUCUCAAAUCCACCGCCCUUCUAUUUACGUUUAUGUUGAUAAUGUAAAAUUCAAACGACUUUAUUGAAAAUAUUUGUCCAUUUUAUGUUUUAUAUAGGCACUUUGUAGAAGAUAUCGUUUUCCAGCAAGUGGCUGACCGUAUCGUUAAAGACACGCACAAUAACAUUACCGUGGCCAUACGCCAAGCCGUCAAACCGUAUAUCAUCUUUAAGAACGAUACGGACCCAAACUUCCCUGGUGUAACCGGAAAACUGAUCGUCGGCGGUGUGGGGUACAGCAUCACCAACACGGUCAUUAGCGGUCUGUCGAAUAUCGAACAAAAGUUGAAAAAGAUCGCCGUUAAAAUGGCCACCAACACGGCAAUGGCCGAUUUACGUAUGACGGUCCACAAAUUAGACGGCAAAUUCGACUUCAAGCUCGAAGAGAGUAAACCCGUCGUCGGCAAAGGGACUUUCGCAAUUACCCGAAUCGAUGUGAACGUGUCGUUCAACAUGCUCAAGCCCGCCGAAUGCAAGGCCGAAACCGCGGUAAACCAACCGGUUGUUAAAUACGGCACGAAAAUCUCGGCGGACAGUGAAAAAACAUUAACUAAUGCGUUUGUUGAGAAUGUUAAAAGUCAAUUGAACACCAUUGUUUGCAAAACGCUGAGCCAAAUGAUCAAAUCUGUAAAAUAGACGAUCGCGCAUAGUAUUUUUAUUUUUUAUUCAAUUAUUAUUGUAUACCCGUAUAAUUUGAUUUAUAUAUAUACAUUAAAAUAUAUUGAUUUAUAUGAAUUAACGAACAAAUGAUAAUUAUAAUAAUAAUCAUACGGUAUUCGAAAACAUAGUAUUGUAUUUUAUUAUAACAUUUUCAAAAGACUAUUAUAAACAAGUAGGUACAGAAUAUCAAUAAUAAUAAUUAUUGACUUUAUAUAAAAGAAAUAUAUAU
Messenger RNA from Cinara cedri, 16703 nucleotides. The record is from the annotation of a GenBank genome assembly. NCBI's taxonomy places the organism in Eukaryota, Metazoa, Arthropoda, Insecta, Hemiptera, Aphididae.